AUGCGGUCCAGCUCCCGCCGGUCCAGCUCCCCCGACAACGACAUCGACAACUGGAACCUCAACUGCAGACUCUACCAGCACAUCAACCGCCGUAUCAACGAGUCAAGCAGCUUUAGGUUCUUCCACAGUAUCGACGAACCCGGCUGCUACCUCGUCCUCGUCCUCUCAAUCAUCAACGAUUCCAGCAGCCUCCACAAGCCCUGCAGCCGGUACUUCAGCUCAGUCGGCUCUUCGUCGCUGGCCAACUCGAUUCCUCCCGGUUCUUCUGCCCCAGCCAACUCGGUUUCUCCCGGUUCUUCAUCUUCGGCCAACCCGGUUCCUCCUGGUUCUUCUUCCCCAGCUAACCCAGUCCCUCCCGGCUCCUCAUCUGCAGUCAACCCAGUCCCAUCUGGUUCUGCAGCUUCAGCCAACCCAGUCCCUCCCGGCGCCUCAUCUGCAGUCAACCCAGUCCCAUCUGGUUCUGCAUCUUCAGCCAAUCCAGUCCCUUCCGGUUCUUCAAACAACCCAGGUCCUACUGGGGCUUCGUCCUUGGGCAACUCAGCCGUUCCCAGUGGCUCUUCAACCCCGGCGGGCUCUACUCCGACUGACACGUCCGAGUUCACUUUCACGCCCGGCGAACCCACCGACACUUCCACUGACACCUUCACCGCGACAUCUGACCCAGUCCUUCCCAGUGACUCUGCAACCCUGACAGAUUCGGCAACCUUGACUGAAUCUAGCCCGACUGGCACGUCCCAAUCCACGCUCACAUCCACGUCCGGCGAAUCCACUGCCACUGCUACUUCCACCGCCACACCCAACCCCCCUCUUAUCACUGUCGAAGGCAACACCUUGAGCAAUCUCGGCUGCUUCGGAUCUCCAUCUGGCCACCCAGGCUUCAACCUGACGCUGACCUCCGCGCUGAUGACCCUUGAGCUCUGCGCUGCUGCUUGCCCAACCACCAUACAGUACGCGGGUGUCGUAGGAACCGACUGCUACUGCGGAAACAUCGUCGAUAGCACCAAUGAGGUCAACGUUGCCGAGGCCCAGUGCGACACUCCCUGCCCUGGCAACCCCGACCAGCGGUGCGGUCAUGCCGUCAUUCCCUCCAGGUCUCGCCUCAAGCGCCAGCUUCUAUCAGUUGAGAUCCGCUUAACCAUCUUCGCUCGUGUUGUUGACGGCAUCUCCAGCACUAGCUCCGGAGUCUCUGGUACUGCUACCAUCUCCGGCUCCAUAUCCAGCUCUAGCACCGCUGGUGUGAGUGCAAGCACCGUUACCGCCACCUUCACAACCACCGCCGUCACUAUUGUUGGAACCGCUGUCGUCAGCGGUGUCCAGACUAUCACGACCACAUACUGCCCGUUGUGCCAGGACUGCAUGGGUCCCUUCUGCUACAAGCCAAGCCCUUGUGUUAGUGGCAUGUGUUUUGGCCAGCCCUGCAUCGAUGGUGACUGCUGGAAGAGGUUCGUCUCUUAUGGCGGCUACUGUGGCUAUGAUUCCGGUUGCUCUGGAUCUCAAUGCCAGCGUCGUCUUGUCUGCUACGACGGCGUCUGGUUCCCAGACGUCUGUGACGGAUACGACUGCGAGCGCAAGGUUGUCUGCACUAACGGCCAGUGCGAGUACGCUACUCCGGGAAGCAAGCAUUAUGAUGAGGUAGUUGUCUGUUACGGAAACAACUGCGAGGUCCAGAAGUGCAGCGGAGACGCCUGCAAUCAGAAGUACGUCUGCAAAGAUGGCUCCUGCGGGUUCCAGUCUGGCUCUGCAUCUGAGGCCGGCCAGAAGUACGUUUGGAAUGGCAGUACCGGCAACUACACUCUCGACGAGGGUUGCAAGAGCAAUUGCCCUCAGCCUCUUGCUCCCGUCCCUGUUGGUCCCUCUCCGGGGCCCGGUGGUGCUCCUUCUCAACCUACUGCCGGUGGUGUGGCUCAGCCAGGUCAAUCUGGUGUUCCUCAACCCGGCCAGCCUGGUUCUCCCCAGCCUCCUGCUACUGGGCUUCCUCAGCCUUCCACCGGCAAUACUCCUACCGGAGGCCCCCCUGCCGGAGGCCCCCCUGCCGGAGAUGCCCCUGCCGGAGAUGCCCCGGCUGGAGGUGCUCCGGCUGGAAAUGCUCCGGCCGGUGGUGCUCCGGCCGGUGGUGCUCCGGCCGGUGGUCCUAAUGCUCAGCCUCCUUCAGGUGCCGGUGGUGCUUCCCAGCCUCAGUCUCCCCCUGGUGGUUCUCCUCCCGCUGGCGGUGCUCCCCAGCAGCCUUCUGGUACUGGUGGCGCUUCUCAGCCCCAAUCUCCCUCUGGGGAUGCUGCCCCCGCUGGCGGUGCUCCUCAGUCGCCCUCUGCUGCCGGUGGUGCUUCCCAGCCCCAGCUUUCCGUUGGUGGUGCGCCCCCUGCCGGGGGUGCUCCUCAGUCUCCUCCUUCCGGCGCCGGGGGUGCUUCUCAACCUCAGCCUCCCGCCGGGGGUGCCCCCGCGGGAGUUCCGCCCGUGAGCCCCUCUGUGGUGACCACUGCUACGGCUGGCAAGCUUGUUGCUGGCUUUGGUGCCCUUGUAAUGGGUGUGCUUGUUCAUGCUAUCAUCUUUUGA
Colletotrichum aenigma is the source of this 2550-nucleotide messenger RNA. It is a transcript of the gene infB-0, whose product is annotated as Translation initiation factor IF-2. The record is from RefSeq and is a predicted model, not a curated record. The transcript is spliced from 2 exons. Bases 1 to 2550 code for a protein of 849 amino acids. NCBI's taxonomy places the organism in Eukaryota, Fungi, Ascomycota, Sordariomycetes, Glomerellales, Glomerellaceae.